AUGCCAUUUGAGGGAACUUGUCCCUGGAUUUGCUUGACAGCAGUGGCAAAAGAUGGUAACAACAACUUGUUUCCUGUAGCUUGGGCUAUUGUGGAAACUGAAAAUGCAGAGACUUGGGAGUGGUUUAUAGAGCUACUUGUCACUUACCUGGGAAAUGUGGGUCAAGAUGUGACAUGGAAAAGACAAGGAGUGGAGCCUGUGACAUUUAUGUCUGACAGACAAAAGGGGCUAUUAGAAGCAUUCAACAAGGUCAUUCCCAGGGAUGAAAUAAGGUUUUCCUGCAGACAUAUUUGGGCCAAGUUCAAAUUGAAGUUCCCUAGUCAGCUAUAUAAGCAAUAUUUUUACAUGGCUGCAAGAUCCACAACAAAGUUUCAUUUCAACCAACAAAUGGAAGCUAUCAAAGUGUUGUCAGUAGAUGCUUUUAAUUAUUUAAACAACAUUCCAGCUUGCCAUUGGUCAAGACAUGCAUUUAGUAGUAGAUGCAAAUCUGGAAUGUUGCCCAAUAAUUGCUGUGAGAGCUUCAACAAUGUCAUAAGGGAAGCUAGGUCCAUGCCUAUAUUAGGAAUGCUAGAGUGGAUAAGAAGGUGGCUUAUGAGAAGGUGUUGUGCAAAGAGAGAUGGGCUAAAGCAGUUUGAUAGUUUGAUCAUGCCCUCAGUGGUCAAAAUGCUUGCAUUGCUAAGCGAAGAUACAACUUGGAGGACUAUGUGCACCCAGCAUAUCAUGUUGCCACAUAUGCUAAGUCAUAUGCCCCCUCCUUUCACCACAUGCCUGGAAAAAAAUCAAUGGCCACAAACCACCUUCCCAGAGCCACUCCCACCUGCUUUUAAGAAGCUUCCAAGAAGACCUAAGGGCAAGAAGAGAAUAAAGGAGCCAGGGGAGGGAGAAGAAGCUAACUAUGUUCAAAGUCAGAAGAAGCAAAUCAUGUGUAAGAACUGUGGUCAGUUUGGGCAUUACCAAAAGACAUGUAAAAAUCCACAUGUCCCACCACCACCACCACCACCACCUCCUGUCAACAAGGGUGGUAGACCAAAGAAGGGAGCCCCUUAA
Chenopodium quinoa (quinoa) is the source of this 1047-nucleotide messenger RNA. RefSeq lists its product as uncharacterized. The record is from RefSeq and is a predicted model, not a curated record. NCBI's taxonomy places the organism in Eukaryota, Viridiplantae, Streptophyta, Magnoliopsida, Caryophyllales, Amaranthaceae. The transcript is spliced from 4 exons. Bases 1 to 1047 code for a protein of 348 amino acids. Gene Ontology annotation, molecular function: nucleic acid binding; zinc ion binding.